Messenger RNA from Vitis vinifera (wine grape), 840 nucleotides. RefSeq names its product cucumber peeling cupredoxin. The record is from RefSeq and is a predicted model, not a curated record. Gene Ontology annotation, molecular function: electron transfer activity. The coding region runs from base 164 to 688 and encodes 174 amino acids. The transcript has 2 exons. NCBI's taxonomy places the organism in Eukaryota, Viridiplantae, Streptophyta, Magnoliopsida, Vitales, Vitaceae. Gene Ontology annotation, cellular component: plasma membrane.
GCUCUCCCAUAGCCUCUUUUUUCCUAUAAAUGACACUGCCCUGAAACACCUUUUCAUCCAUCCCCUUUUCUGCAGAUACUUUUCUUAGAGAGAACAUUAAUUAGUUACUACUUGUAAUUAACUACUUUUCAUUCAUCAGCACCUACACAUUUUAGAAAGAAAGAUGGCUAGGCUCAUAUCCAUGGCUGUUAUAGUUGCUGUUCUGGCAGCUAUGCUGCAUUACUCAGCAGCCCAGACGGUGCAUGUGGUGGGAGACAACACUGGGUGGACGGUGCCACAAGGUGGUGCAGCCACGUACACCUCCUGGGCUUCUGGUAAGCAGUUCGUGGUUGGUGAUACUCUAGUUUUCAAUUUCGCCACCAACGUUCAUGACGUCGCAGAACUAUCAAAAGAAUCAUUUGAUGCAUGCGACUUUUCCAGUACCAUUGGAAGUAUCAUCACAACUGGUCCAGCCAACAUCACUCUCGCCACCGCCGGCAACCACUACUACGUCUGCACCAUUGGCAGCCACUGCACCUCCGGCCAGAAGCUAGCCAUCUCAGUAUCAGCCACUCCCGGCGCCUCCCCUCCUUCUUCAUCUACUGCAACCCCACCACCAACCACACAGGGUGGUGAUUCUUCAUCAUCAACUGUUUUUGCUAGUGUGUUUGUCUCCUUGGUGUCUCUUGUCAUCAGUUUCUUUCUUUAGGUAGCAGAGAAGAUUCAUAUUGGACGACAUUUUUUUGUGGGGUGUUCUUCAAUAAGUUUGAGAUUGAUUUUUAUGUUGUUGAGUUUUGUGUGACAACAUUUAUGUAUUGUUUUUUAGCAUAUGAUCAAUAAAAUUAUGCUGGUUUAGCUUAA